This is a messenger RNA of Parasteatoda tepidariorum (common house spider), 1512 nucleotides long. RefSeq names its product RAB6A-GEF complex partner protein 2. The record is from RefSeq and is a predicted model, not a curated record. NCBI's taxonomy places the organism in Eukaryota, Metazoa, Arthropoda, Arachnida, Araneae, Theridiidae.
ACGGUAUUUGUAAUGUUGAGUCGUCAAAUGUCAGUUUGUGUUUAUUUACAAGUGUCUCCGCUGUUAAAUUAGUAUGGUUUAAUUGCAUAUUUCUUUCUUAUCGAAAAAAACCUUAAUAAACUACAAAUAUUCCAUUAGAGAUUUUUAAUUUUAGUCAUUUUAAAAUUAUUUCAACCAUUAAUUUAAAUGCAGUUUUGGAUUCCAGAGUAUUUCAAUGAUGAUAGAAGUGCAUGCUCGACUGCCACAUGGAUCAGUUUUUCUUUCAGGUGAGGCUGUUGAAUGCCAUGUGUCAUUUCGAAGUCCAUUCACUUACUCACAGAAACAAAGCCAAUCAAAUAAUGACAUUGAAGAGGUACUUGCCUGGGCAAGUGCACAAAUUCAUUGCCAAUGCACUGUUGAUAAUACUUUAGUAAAAUUUCCGAUUACAGCAUCGCAAGAAGAAUUGGCUACAGCAUCACAUGAUACAUCAUUUAUUCCUUGCAGAGGUGAAAGUGGCCAUGUUGUACUAUCUACUAAACCAAAAAUUUUAUUUUGUGAUUUGAAAUUACUGCCUGGUGAAAGUAAAACAUUUAUUUACAGGGAAACCAUACCAAACAAUGCUCCCCCAUCCUACAGAGGCCAGUGUGUGAAAUAUGCAUACAAAAUCACUGUGGGUACUCAGAGAGUCAAUACCGCAAUUAAAUUGUUGAAAAUUCCUAUAAGAGUACUCGUGUUAUCAGGACUUCCCGAUACACAUUGCUUUCUUGAAAGUGAGGAAUUACAGGUGGCACCAUCUAACCCUUUUCUUCAGAGCCAAAGAAAACAGCCAACUCUUUCCUCAACACUUCAAUUACUAGAAGCUGUUACAGCUCGCAGGAGUCCGAGCUAUUACAACAUAACUAAUCAAAAUGGGAAAGUGGUGCGAUUUUGUUUGCUGAAAUCUUCAUAUAGACAGGGUGAAGAUAUAAUUGGUGUUUUUGACUUUUCUCAGGGGAGUGUUAAGUGUGUACAAUUUUCAGUGACACUUGUAAGUGAAGAAGAAUUGCAAGAUAAUUGCAAAGGAAAGCAGAACAUCACUACUGUAGCCUACAACAAGCAUCAUGAAUUUUCUUUGCACUUAAAUUUAACUCAAGUGAUCCUGCCCAUACCUUUGACCGUCACUCCAGCCUUUAGCACUGACAUUGUGUCGCUUAAAUGGAAGCUCCAUUUUGAGUUUGUCACAACUAAUGUGACAUUCUCCAUGCCUGAACCGGAAAAUUCUUUCGACUCGUCGACGUGGCAAGGUCCGGCCAGCAUGGACGUCCAAACUAUGGUCUGGGAUCUUCCUAUUGAUGUUUACCCAACUCAUCCACUACAAGUUGCACAUGGUUUGCCCUCAAAAUUAGAUCACAUGAUAACAAUAUGAAGCUGAAAAAUAUUUUGUUCAUAUAAAUAUUUUUGUAUUUAAUUAUAAGGAAAUAAUCAAAUAGUUGUAAUAUUUACAUGUAAAUAGUGUAUUUUGUACAAAAUAAACAUUUUAUGGUAUUUCAUUAA